GGCUAUCGUGUCCAUGGCGGGUGCACCGGACUGCGCGGCGGCCGGGCCUUUUUUUCUCUGGUCCAGACCACCCGGAUGGGGCUCUCCGGGCCCCGCCCCGUCUGGCCUAGCCCGGCCUGCCCGAGUCCCGCAAGCUCUGCAGGCAGGCUAGCGGGACGACCCCAGCCCCACGUCCUGCCACCCGCCAGCGAAGGAUCCGGGGAUGGGCAAGGCCACCCGGCUCGCUCCGGAGUCAGCAUUGGAGACCUAAAGGUCAGUGAAGGCUGAUGCUCAGUGGGCGAGAGGUCAUCAAGGUCAUUUCUGCUCCUCGAGGAGCCUGGCCUCAGUCAGCCUGCGGACUGUUGGGGUGAAGCAGGAGAUGGCGUGGUCAGCGGCCCUCUUGGAAGAACUGUAGGAGAAGCCGUCAUGAAGACCUUCCCUGAGGGCUGCCCCACCUUGCUGAGGACAGAGGGAGAGAUGGCCCUCAUCCAUUCCUCCAGCUUUCCCUUUGCCCCAGAGCUCUUGGGAGCUGAGUAGGACAUCUUGGGGUCUCAACGAGGCCGGGUGACGCUCCAGAAUGGGAGACAAGCCAAUUUGGGAGCAGAUUGGAUCCAGCUUCAUUCAACAUUACUACCAGUUAUUUGAUAACGACAGAACCCAACUAGGCGCAAUUUAUAUUGACGCAUCAUGCCUUACGUGGGAAGGACAGCAGUUCCAGGGGAAAGCUGCCAUUGUGGAGAAGUUGUCUAGCCUUCCGUUCCAGAAAAUCCAGCACAGCAUCACGGCACAGGACCAUCAGCCCACGCCAGAUAGCUGCAUCAUCAGCAUGGUUGUGGGCCAGCUCAAGGCUGAUGAAGACCCCAUCAUGGGGUUCCACCAGAUGUUCCUAUUAAAGAACAUCAACGAUGCUUGGGUUUGCACCAAUGACAUGUUCAGGCUUGCCCUGCACAACUUUGGCUGACCUCCUCCCAGCCAGGCACUCAUGCUGUUUCCUCCUCCCUCCUCUUCCUGAUACUAUUCACACUCCUCCAGAUGCCCCAAAUAUCAUACACAAACGAGCAGGGCCGCGGCGGGAGCGGGCGCAGUGCGCUGCUACCGAGGUAUUGUGCAUGAUGUUUGGAUGCUAGACUAGUUGCAUCUGACAGGAGAAGUUUGUGUUGUACCAGCGCAUGCCUUGGAAAGACUUAAGUAAUGCAAAAGGUUGUCUUUUUUUUUUUUUUUUUUUUAAUCUACUGACAAGUUGCUCUAGUAACCCAAAGAAGUGAAGGAGAAAGCAGCUGCCUCACCGCCCAGAUAUUGAUUUGUUCGGAUGUUUCAAUGCCUCAUGAUACAAUAAAACCACAAAAUUUUCUUAACAGUUUAAAUUGUUUUAAUUAGUUUAAUAGUUGGCUGGGCAUCAGUAAUCACCCUGCCCCAUUGGCUCUCUCAUGUCUCACCUUCCCACCUCUCCCCCGACUCAGCAAUACCUGUUGCAAAGAGAAAACUGCUGAAGCAGCACUCCCAGCUAGCUUCUCUCAGAAGCCCUGUAGGGCAUAGUAUUCCCCACCUCAGUCCCCCUGGUCUUGGAAAACUGAGCUGCAGACAGAGCUCAGGUCCGGCCCAAAGCUUCCUUUGCACUGAAGCCUCUGCAGUCAGUUCUGAUGACUCCUACAUUGGGUAGGAUCAGGGCUCUGGUAAUAGAGAUGAUCUAGAAUCCCACUGAAAGUGACUCAUCAGGUUCAGGUGCUCUGGACUGAGGCCUCAGCAAAACUACCCUGUAUAAAAUGAGCAAAGGUUUGAGGAGAGGGUCCUGUUCUACCCCCCAGAACGGUCAGGAUCACAUCCAGGGUACCCCACAAACCCCAAGCCAAGCAGAGGGCAACUCAGAUUUUGUCCCACCUGCUUUGGAUAUCAUUGCCCGGAGGUGAAUGCCCAGAACGCCCAGCCUCCAUUGCCCACAGAGCCAGGCCCAGUUGGGUUGGAGUAUAGACUUAGAGUUACGAAAGUAGGCAAUUGG
Neomonachus schauinslandi (Hawaiian monk seal) is the source of this 1975-nucleotide messenger RNA. It is a transcript of the gene NUTF2, whose product is annotated as nuclear transport factor 2. Gene Ontology annotation, cellular component: nuclear pore central transport channel. The record is from RefSeq and is a predicted model, not a curated record. Gene Ontology annotation, biological process: protein import into nucleus. Bases 557 to 940 code for a protein of 127 amino acids. The transcript is spliced from 7 exons. Lineage: Eukaryota; Metazoa; Chordata; Mammalia; Carnivora; Phocidae.